This is a messenger RNA of Plutella xylostella (diamondback moth), 2055 nucleotides long. RefSeq names its product zinc finger protein 711. The record is from RefSeq and is a predicted model, not a curated record. Gene Ontology annotation, cellular component: nucleus. Gene Ontology annotation, molecular function: DNA-binding transcription factor activity, RNA polymerase II-specific; zinc ion binding; sequence-specific DNA binding. Lineage: Eukaryota; Metazoa; Arthropoda; Insecta; Lepidoptera; Plutellidae. Gene Ontology annotation, biological process: regulation of transcription by RNA polymerase II.
CCGAGCGACACACAGACUAUUUUCCAAGAACUUUUUUGAUGUUUGUGUUUAUUAAUUUUAAUCGAGUUGAAUGUCAUUUCAAUAUUGUUGUUUAUUUCAAUAAUAUCAAGUUUUUACCAAUAAAGAUGACCAGCAAUGACGAAGGUUCGAUGCAAUGGCAGUCCCCCGUGUGCCAGUGUUGUCUUUCGUCCACUCAGCGCUUCUACAAGGAGGUGGCAAGUGAAUACUUCUGGAUGGGCGAGAAGGAAGUUUAUGAAGAUAUGUUGCUGAAAGUGUUUAGUAUUUCUUUGACAUCAAAUGAGAUAGAUCCCCGUAUAUGUGAGUUGUGUGUCAACAAGCUGAGAGACGCUUCCACCUUCAAGAAGCAGGUCUUGAGAAGCCAGGAGACACUUGCCAGUAGAGUUGUAGGUGACACAUUGGAUAAUUUGAUUAAAGAUGAGAAUGUUAAAGAAACUUCAGCUAAAAGUAUGGAUCCCUUUUAUAGAGAUGAUCAUAACAUUGAUGAUACAUUUGAAGGUACAAGUGAACCGAUGACUCCUGGUGUCGAAGUGAAGGAAGAACCGGAUACUUCAGAGAACCUCAGAAUAAGUGAUGAAGAGACUGAUGAUGUGAAACGCUGCUAUCCAGCCGACAGCAAGCGCGUGACUAGAUCCAGAAGAAAUAAAGUUCAAAAGUCAAGUGAGAGAUGCGAAAAUAAAGGAAAGACUAAAACAAAGAAGCCUGAUAAAUGUAAAAAUGUUAAACAGGAACCACUGGAAAAUGACAACGAUAAUCAACAGAUCCUGAAGGAAUCACAAAUGAAAAACACAACUUUGACAUUACUAAUGCAUUCUAACAUAACUUUAUUUAACUGGGACAAGAAUAAAUAUAGAUGCUUCUUCUGCAAAGAGCACUUUCUAGACAAACAGCUGUUAAAGAGCCACGUUAAAGCGCAUAAAACAGAUGAAGUUAAGAAAAUUGUUCAAAAAUCCAAACCAAAUAAUUCCUACAGAGCCGAAAUAUCAGAUUUACAAUGUUCCGUAUGCGCUGCGCCGAUGGAGAAUCUACAACAACUAACAUCGCAUUUGAUAAAAAAUCACGAUGUUAGUUUAGAAACAGAAGAAUCACUUUUCAUGCCUUUUCGUAUCGAUGAGACUGCGUGUCAGGUUUGUAAUGUAGACUUCCAUUGUUUCGUCAAGUUAGACCAACACAUGACCACGCAUUUCAGCAAAUGCAUAUGUGAUACAUGCGGCAAAGGAUUUAGGCACGCGACGUCACUAAAAUCGCACAUAAACACCCACUUGAAAAGAAAGUACGUGUGUAAAAAGUGUCAAAUUACUUUUGUCAGCAAGUAUCAGAAAUACAUGCAUAAUGUGAAGGAGCAUAAGAAUAAAUUGACUAACAUGUGUCCUUAUUGUCCAGAACGGUUUUCACACUAUAAUGCUAGGCUCAGACACUUGGCAGAGAACCACGGAUGUAAAAUGCCGGAGUUUAAAUGUCCGCAGUGCGACAAAGUGUACAUAACGAACGCACUAGUCCGCUCCCAUGUGCGCAAGAUUCACAUGUGUGAGAGAAACUACGAGUGUGAUAAGUGCGGUAAUAAAUAUAUGAGGAAAUCGGAGUUAAGCGAUCACAUGAAGUCUCAUAUUCGUGCGAGGGAUUUUGUAUGUUCGUUCUGUGGUAAAGGCUUCUUUAGGAAGCGGAGUCUGAACCAUCAUUUGGCUAUUCACGUGGAGGAGUAUCGACACGAGUGCAAUAACUGCGGGAAAACAUUUGCGCAGAAGUAUAGCAGAAAUGUGCAUCGGAAGCGAUGUCAAGGGAUGAAAAAGAGUUGAGAAAAAUGGUCUUCGUGUUAACUGAUGUAUAAGAAACCCAGUCGCAGCCAUCGACUGUAAGCCGUAAGGUUAGUUAUUUUGAUAUUAUCUACAAAUAGGUGAUUAUCUCGUUCUUCAUGUAAAUAAAAACGAAAGCAGAUGAUAUAAAAAUUCAUUUCAAUCUAAAUAGCCUAAGAAACCGUAAAAUCUGAUACAGUUAAUUAAUUCUUGCAAAUAAUAAAAAAUAUAAAUUGUAAAAAUA